UGUGCACGUGCAAGUGCGCGCGUGUAGUUAUUUUUUUUUUACCCAAAUGGAGCUCCCAAAUAAUGUUACUCCAUAUAAAACUUCAAAGUGUGUUUUCUUUUGACGGAUAUGAUACACGUGGCAAACCGUGUCUUUGUCUGUGAAUUCAGUGUAUCAAACACAUGUCACUUUUUUUUCCAGACAUAUCUCAUCACCAGCUACUCACACAGUGGGCAAGACUUUAGGGAGUCCAUGUUUGCCAAGUUAUGAUUGUAUUUCAAUUGCUCAGAUGCCAGGCAGAGUGUAGUGGUCUGUGAAGUGGAAGUGGAUUAAGAGGCAUGACAAGCAUGUGGUGCGUUGGCGUGUCAGUCUAGUGCAGUGGUUCUCAAAUGGGGGUACGCAUACCCCUGGGGGUACUUGAAGGUAUACCAAGGGGUACGUGAGAUUUUUUAAAAGUAUUCCAAAAAUAGCAACAAUUCAAAAAUCCUUUAUAAAUAUAUUUAUUGAAUAAUACUUCAACAAUAUAUAAAUGCAAGUUCCUAAACCGUGAAAAGAAAUUCAACAAUGCAAUAUUCAGUGUUGACAGCUAGAUUUUUUGUGGACAUGUUCCAUAAAUAUUGAUGUUAAAGAUUUAUUUUUUUGUUUAGAAAAAUGUUAAGAAUGAAGUUCAUGAAUCCAGAGGGAUCUCUAUUACAAUCCCCAAAGAGGCCACUUUAAGUAGAUGAUUACUUCUAUGUGUAGAAAUCUUUAUUUAUAAUUGAAUCACUUGUUUAUUUUUCAACAAGUUUUUAGUUAUUUUUAUAUCUUUUUUUCCAAAUAGUUCAAGAAAGACCAUUACAAAUGAGCAAUAUUUUGCACUUUUAUAUGAUUUAAUAAAUCAGAAACUGAUGACAUAGUGUUGUAUUUUACUUCUUUAUCUCUUUUUUUCAACCAAAAAUGCUUUGCUCUGAUUAGGGGGUCCUUGAAUUAAAAAAAUGUUCACAGGGGGUACACCACUGAAAAAAGGUUGAGAACCACUGGUCUAGUGGACGCCCCACUUCCUCCAAUGCCUGCACAUUUCUGUUUCUAGUCAAAAUCAUGGUGCAGUCGUUCCUUGUCUGUCAGUCAAUCCCAGUUUCUAUCUACAUUGUAGCACAUCAGCACACAAAGUCCCUGUCCCUAACACAUGUAACUAUAUCUGCUACAAGUCUAUUCUCUGGGCUUGGUUCCCAGUUGUGGACCCUCCAUAUUGGACCAUGGAGAUUGUGACGUUUGAUGCCAGCUCUCCCUAUAAGCACAUGUUCCUCCACGUCACAAUUAAGUUUCCAGUUUGAAAUGCAUGUGAUGGUUUUCCAAAGGGAACCAUGUGCGUAAAUAGUAGUGUGUGUAUAUAUUCUCCAUGAUGGCCGUUAACUUUAUUCAAGUGCAGGCUAGAACUGACGGUGCACAGGUGUUGUGUUCUUCCUGAUCAAGAUGGAGGCCAUUAAUAGUCACGCAACUUUACUGUUGGCAUGCCUGAACCACCAACGGCAACAAGCUCGCUGGUGUGACUGUGUGCUCAGACAGAGACAGGAUCCAGGACAACUCUACCCAGCACACAAGUGUGUAUUGGCUGCCUCCAGUCCAGUCUUGGCUGCUAUGCUGUCCUUUACUGGUUCAUUGGUGGAACUGCAGGCUCCUUGUAUGGCUGACAGUGUCCUUGCGCUGGUCCUAGACUACAUUUACACAGGAGCUCUGCCUUGCACUCUGAGUUGGAGACAGUCCGAAGGUCUUCUUGCUGCUGCUCACUUUUUAAAGAUGGAGGACCUGCAGGAGUUUCUAAUGAACAGUCCACAAGUGGAUGGUGGGAAGAGAACCCUUGACGACCCUUUUGGGACUCCUGGAAUUCAUGAAGACGGUUUAAUGUACACUUCUUUUAGAAUGGAUGAAGGACCUCAGAUACUUAACUCCAGGUCCAGAAAAGAAGAAGAGCUUGUGAAGAUGAGGAGAGAGACUGUGACCAACAGUACUUCCUCAUUCUCGGUCAUCCGUCACAUCAGCAGAGGUGCUUCAUCCCCUGGAAGAAGAUCAGAGCUACACCCUGCAUGUGAAGCUGAGGGACAUGAUCAUCAUCACUGCCUGACCCCACACGGGGACGUGCCUAUCCCACCUGACUUGGACCUUCAUGUCUCCUCCUGUCAGUCAGAGCAGUCCAGUGAUGAUGAGGACGUCGGCAGCAAAGUGAAGAUGCUGUGUGUUGGUGAUGAAGAGGAAGAUGCACUAAUUCGCAAUGGAAAGUGUCCUGUGUUGGACAUCCGUGCUCCCAGUGUGUCAGGUGACCACGUCCAAGCAUCUUCUACACUCAGUGCAGGUGGUCCUCCAUUCCACUGCUCCUUGUGCACUCGCUCCUUCAGCCAGCGAGGUUCCUUGAACAGACACGUGCGCGCUCACCUCGGAGUGCGACCUUUCCCCUGCCCACGCUGCUCUAUGACCUUUUCGUGCCAGUACCGCGUCACGGAGCACAUGCACGUGCACAAGCGCUGUAGAAACGUGGGGAAUGACUCGAGAACCCCGCCUGUGUCUUCGAUUUGAGGUUGUAUCAAAGUAUUUGGCCCUGUAGAAGCACUUACUUACUUCUGGUCACAGUUAAUACAUUUUUUUCAAGCCAAAAAUACUGUAUCUUUCUGCUUCUCAAGAACGAUACUGAUAACUGAUCAACUUAUUAAUAUUUUUUAAAUUUAAUUUGUGCACAUACCUUUCUUUGCAACUGUUUUUUGGUCGGCUUGGUUACUAAAGUUUGAUGUGUUGGCGCUUGAUGUUUUUUUCCCUUGAUGUUUGUAGAACAUUCUGUGGAAAUAGCUGGCAAAAUGUAUUCCUCUUGAAGGGAAACUGCACAUUUUUAGGAAUUUUUUUCAUUCACAAUCAUGAAAGACAUGACGACAGAUUUUUUUUUUUUAUUGCAUUCUAACUUAUUAAGUAGGUUAUACAUGUAAAGCGCUUUUCUACCUUUUUUUAAGGAACUCAAAGCGCUUUGACACUAUUUCCACAUUCCCCCAUUCACACACACAUUCACACACCGACAGCAGGAGCUGCCAUGCAAGGCGCUAACCACGGCCCAUCAGGAGCAAGGAUGAAGUGUCUUGCUCAAGGACACAACGAACGUGACUAGGAUGGUAGAAGGUGGGGAUUGAACCAGGAACCCUCAGGUUGCUGGCACAGCCACUCUCCCAACUACACCACGCUGUCCUCAACUUUUGAAUAAAAGUCAGCUUACAGCAGAGCCAACGGGAGGUCCUCUAUUUUGCUCAUAAAAUCCAAUAAAAAAAAAAAACAAUGCAAAAAAGCGCCAACAAUAUUCCAUUUAAUCAGAAUUGUUUUUAUUGUCAAGUAUAUUCGCACAUACAAAGAAUGUGUCUAGGUGUGUUGGUGCAAAAAUAGCUCAAAUAAGAAUCAAGGCUAAGAUAGCAAGUAAAGUAAAUUAUAUUUAUAUAGCGCUUUUCUCUAUAGUCUCAAAGCACUUUACAUGGUGAAACCCACUAUUUACAUAUUUAAGCUACAUUUAAACCAGUUUGGGUGGCACUGGGUAAAGUGUUUGGCCCAAGGACACAAGGGCAGUGACUAGGA
Messenger RNA from Nerophis ophidion (straightnose pipefish), 3561 nucleotides. RefSeq names its product hypermethylated in cancer 2 protein-like. Bases 1432 to 2529 code for a protein of 365 amino acids. Gene Ontology annotation, cellular component: nucleus. Gene Ontology annotation, molecular function: RNA polymerase II cis-regulatory region sequence-specific DNA binding; DNA-binding transcription factor activity, RNA polymerase II-specific; protein binding. Gene Ontology annotation, biological process: regulation of transcription by RNA polymerase II. The record is from RefSeq and is a predicted model, not a curated record. The transcript is spliced from 3 exons. NCBI's taxonomy places the organism in Eukaryota, Metazoa, Chordata, Actinopteri, Syngnathiformes, Syngnathidae.